CCGCACCCAUAGGGCAUUUCAAAGAACAAUAAGAGUCAGCGGCUUGCGUGACAUCAUCUCUCGCGAGAGUUCCCCUCAGGCCGCAUAGGACGCUGCCCAGCUCUCGCGAGAGCACCUACUACGUUCCCCGUACAGGACAGGCCGCAGCUCUCGCGAGAUCUGGGACAGCGGCGAGAGGUGACGCAUUGAGGCGUCUGAUCGGUGUCUGUGCGGUAGUGCCAGAGGAAGCGGCCCCCAUGGAGGUAUAGGGCGAACAGAAGGUGAUGUGUGCUUGCAGAAGAGUAGUGUGAGGAAGUUCGGAGUGGCAUGGCAGCACGUCCCCAUCCUUACGACAGUAACUCCAGUGAUCCAGAGAACUGCGAUCGGAAAUUGUGUAAUAGACCUCGUAAGCUGUACAAACACUCAAGCACUCCAUCGCGUGGUGCUAGAGUGGGAUCCAGCCACACGAAGAUGAGUUUUCAUGGUGCCAGUGGCGGUCACGAACGAUCACGAGAUAGACGACGCUCAAGCGACAGGUCACGUGACUCAUCACACGAAAGAGGCGAAAGCCAGCUGACCCCGUGCAUCCGAAACGUCACCUCUCCUACACGCCAGCACCAAAGCGAUCGAGAGAAGGAAUAUUGUUCAUCCCGGCCGAGCAGCCCCCGCCCUCAGAAAACCUCCCCCAACGGUUCCAGUAGUAGUGUUGGGCUCAGUAGCCGGAACAGUAGCCAGUCCAGCUCAGAAGGGAACUGUAAAACUGCCGGGGAGAUGGUGUUUGUGUACGAAAAUGCAAAAGAAGGUGCCCGGAACAUCCGCACCAACGAAAGAGUCACACUUAUAGUGGACAAUACCAGAUUUGUGGUAGACCCGGCUAUAUUCACAGCACAGCCAAACACCAUGCUGGGAAGGAUGUUUGGAUCUGGCAGAGAGCACAAUUUCACACGUCCGAAUGACAAGGGAGAGUUUGAAGUGGCGGAAGGGAUCAGCUGCACUGUGUUCCGGGCCAUCCUGGAUUACUACAAGAGCGGGAUAAUUCGUUGCCCAGAUGGAAUAUCUAUCCCCGAGCUAAGAGAAGCAUGUGACUAUCUAUGCAUCUCAUUUGAAUAUAGCACUAUCAAAUGUAGAGACCUCAGUGCUCUUAUGCAUGAACUGUCCAAUGACGGUGCACGGAGACAGUUUGAGUUCUAUUUGGAGGAGAUGAUUCUGCCCCUGAUGGUCGCCAGUGCUCAGAGUGGGGAGCGGGAGUGCCAUAUUGUGGUCCUAACCGAUGAUGAUGUGGUAGACUGGGAUGAAGAAUAUCCUCCACAGAUGGGAGAAGAAUAUUCUCAGAUUAUUUACAGCACCAAGUUGUACAGAUUCUUCAAAUACAUUGAAAACCGAGAUGUGGCAAAGUCUGUUCUGAAAGAGAGAGGCCUUAAAAAGAUCCGUCUGGGAAUAGAAGGCUACCCUACAUACAAGGAGAAAGUGAAAAAGAGGCCAGGCGGGCGUCCCGAGGUCAUCUACAAUUACGUGCAGCGACCCUUCAUCAGGAUGUCUUGGGAGAAGGAAGAGGGCAAAAGCCGACACGUGGACUUUCAGUGUGUUAAAAGUAAAUCCAUCACAAACUUGGCGGCAGCUGCUGCUGAUAUUCCGCAGGACCAGCUGGUGGUCAUGCACCCUACCCCUCAAGUGGACGAGCUGGACAUCUUACCCAAUCAUCCUACGCCGGGCAACAACGACACAGAUCCAGACGGGCAAAACUCUACCUUAUAAUAAAGACUUCAGUUCACACGCUACCGGGAGCAGCUGUGUGCAAGUUCUUGCCAUCCACGUGCAAUGUCUAAUCAGGCCUAGCAGGAGUGGCGUUCCGCAGGCACUGGUGAGGUAUUGUUACAAUCAGUACACUUGAUAAAAAGGGCAACACUGCCACUUGUGAGGUGUGUACUAUACAGGUGGGAUGUUUUGGUUGUACUGUGUGGACUAUUUGUUUUACAGACCAAAGGAACAGGCAGGCGUUCCGGCUUUGUAAUGUGUUACUGGUGUGCUUGUGAUGUUGGCUCUCAGCCUCUCUCCCCCUCGCAUCGUAAAGAUCCCCGAUAUCAAAGGUUUCGUUUUUUCCUCCCCUAUUACCGGGGUACACGUAAUAUUAUUUCAUAGUGGCACUUUAUGGAUGAUUUCAGAUGGUGAUUUGUAAAGUCAUUUUAUAGUAUAUUAGUGCAUCUAUAAAAUGUUACGUUUGGCUGUAUAGGCGUCUUAGUCCCCGAUAAAAUGUAUUCAUUGAGCACAAAGGGGAUGUUUUCUUCAGGCACUGGAGUGUUUCACUUAGGGACAGAGUUCCUCUCCGAGGAAACCGCGUCACCCAACUCUGGGAGCUGCGUCAGAUCGACUCCACAGAGCGGAGUUGGAGCACGCAAUCGAUGCCUUACACAACACCAUCUUUCCGGGGCAAGGUUUACCAAUAGGACAACUCUUUAUUAAAUGAUUGUAUGUUUUGCAUUUAAAUAAAACGUUAUUAUUUUAA
Molecule: messenger RNA, 2482 nt
Organism: Pseudophryne corroboree (corroboree frog)
Lineage: Eukaryota; Metazoa; Chordata; Amphibia; Anura; Myobatrachidae
Gene: BTBD10
Product: BTB domain containing 10
Exons: 9
Coding region: 307-1734 (475 amino acids)
Biological process (GO): positive regulation of phosphorylation
Cellular component (GO): cytoplasm
Molecular function (GO): protein binding
Source: RefSeq, a predicted model, not a curated record